This is a messenger RNA of Pseudogymnoascus verrucosus, 8178 nucleotides long. RefSeq lists its product as uncharacterized. The coding region runs from base 1829 to 7990 and encodes 2053 amino acids. The transcript is spliced from 3 exons. The record is from RefSeq and is a predicted model, not a curated record. Lineage: Eukaryota; Fungi; Ascomycota; Leotiomycetes; Thelebolales; Thelebolaceae.
GUGUGAGUCGUGUGUCUAACCGGAUUGUGCUGCUGGAGGGGGGAGGUGGCCUGAUGGUGGGGGGUGGUGCUGUGGGAUAGGGUUAGGAUGGGUUUGGGUGUGCUGUGUUGUGAGCCGAUGGGGAUGGUAGAUGUGGACAAGGAGGGAAGGAAGGAAGCUGGCUGGUCGGUCUGAUACAGGGCAGGGAAGGUUAGGAGUACAGUAUGUGCUGCGUGCGUGUGCUGUAUGGACGACGACGAUGCCAAAUCACACUCUCGAGCCAGCGCAAGAGUCAGCCUGGUCAGCACCAUUCCACAGCCAGAUCCAGCUGGAAUGCCCCUCCAAUACCCGCAUAGGGACGGCGCGUUUCUGUCCCUUCCUCCCCUUCGCCGCCGAAUCUCGGGAAGCACCAGAGGCGAUCAAGAGGUACUUCCUUUACCUGCUCCCUUUACUGGACAUACACUACUGUACUGGACGCACAGUAGUGCCCACGCAUCCCUCUAGCGGCCACACAGCUCCAUGCAUCGUGCUGUCAUAGCCUGUCAGCAUACCCGGAGCGAGCCCUGUCGAGCUUGUGUGUGGUGUGUGGCGUGUGUGUGUGGGAGACGGCGGCACAUGCAUUGGCUCGCGCAUACAACCUCAAACAGUCGCUCUGUCGCUCUGUCGGGAUGGAUGGGGAUGGAUAGACAUGCUGCGUUUGGCGUGGCUGGCUGCUCUGCUCUAGCUGGUACACAACCCAUGCGGUCGUGCGACACUGUGCAGAUUUUUCCCUCCUCGUCCUCUUCCCGCUACGCUACGCUGUGCUGUGCUGUGCUAUAUAUUUGCGGCGUGUUGUUUUGUUUCUCGGGAUAUCCACAAAAAAAAACACUAAAGUUUCCCCCUCUAGUGACGGUUACGGUGACGACGAUACCCGCCAUUGUUUACUUUUCUCUCCCUCUACGCGCCCGCUCCCCUCACCAAAACUCCACUCACUUUGCCUGGCACGGACUUCGAUGCAAGGGGUGGGAUAAGGGCACACAACCACACUCCUCCGAACCGACUGAUACACAACAACUAAUCUGGCUUCGCGCCUGAAAAGAUUUCGGAAAUCAGAAACACCCAGCGCCCGCACUGCGGCCCCCAGUGUCAAUCCGGCAGGAACUGACAGGGAACCGGGGGAACCUCCUCCACUAUUUCCUCCACCUCCCUCCACCUCCCUCCACUUGGGUUGUCCUUGGGUGUCCGCUACUCGACGGCUUUUUUGUCUACGAAAGGUUGUAUUGGUCUACCUUGGCUAUACAACUCCACGAUACCGAUACCUUACAUACUCCCCAGCCUCUUUUUUUUUUGCCGUCUCCACCCAAUAACCGCCCGGCAUUUGGGUGCUUUUGUUGUUGUGAGGUCCCAGAAGGAGAAGAAGAGAGACACUUGACUGACAUGCUUUGUACAUUUUUACUGUAAGUAGUACAACUGACAUAGUACGCUGAUAUAGUACGAGUACAACAUUCCCGAACGAAAAGUACGGAGUACAAACCUGCCAAAAUUCCUCCCUUGUGACCCCGUCGCUCAAAUACUCUAAGAAGCAAGCUGGUGUCUGGUGUCGCGCGGCUGCUUCUUUAUCCCGACUACAUUCGUCCCUCGUCCUUCUUUUACCUCUCGUCAUCGCAUACCCAAGGAAUCGAACGGUACCAUCUGUAUAGUCGGAUCGAGUAUACUCCUCCGGCGACCCCCCACGAAUCUCUCUCCACCCGCCAUCUAAAAAAAAAGCGUCGCAGGCGUCCCACGAUCACUCCUCGCUCGCGCACCUUCCGCCACAUAGCUUCGAUGAGUCUGACACCUCUCUGCCAUCUCACGACCUCGAAUACACAUAAUGGCUGCGGCCGAGGUUUCUCAGUCCUUCGGAAGUCAUCCAAGGAGCGACCUUGGACAUACAAGGGAGCCCUGGACGAUUGGGUGGGAUGAGGACGACACACGUAUCCGGCUCCAGCACAUUGCGCUGGCAUGGGUUGCGUCGCGCCGCUCUCACGAUGCCUACUACCACGGCCCGCCUAUGCCUGGUGCACCACGAUGGGAGAAUACGGUGGCUCUUGGGCUACGUAGCCAACAGCCUAAAGCAGUAACCUUGAGGCCAUUGCGGCUUUUCGUCACAUCGCUCCCGAAGCGCCAUAUUGCUUCCCCCGCCGACGACGACGAUAGUAGUUGCGACCUCGACGCACCCCUCACCGACCCCUCCGACUCCUCCGACGCCCUCGCUACGGAGAACUACAACCGCGACGCAGCCGCACACUUCGAUACCCCGCUCCCACCCCGCAAACCGCCGACUGAGCGGAUCUUCGCCGACCCCGCCAUGGCUCCCGCGGCUGUUGACUGGACAUCCCAGGACGGCUUCAAGACGACUGCUAAGAAGAAGGCAAAGCAGGCUGCGAAGGCGGCUGCGCAGUCGAAAUGGGGAGAUGACGAUGAGGAGAAGAAGAAAGAGGAGGGAGAAGGGGAUGCUGGUGGUGAUGGUGGUGCGGGCGGUGGAGAUGCAGGCGACGCUGGCGACGCUGGAUCUGGGGAUAAGAAAGGUAGCGAUGAUGGCGAUAAGAAGGAAGACGCUCCUGAAGAAGGCGACUGGGGAGGAUUUGCACCUGCGAAGUCGAAGAAGAAGGGCAAGAAGGGCAAGGCUGCAGACCCGGAACCGGAACCUGAACCAGCGAAAGCCUCGGCGUUCGAUGCUUUCCAAGAGAUAAAACUGGAUGAUGGGGGUACGUUAGACCUCAGCUUCGAUAAACCCGCGGCUACGACAGGGUCAGGUUUUGGCUCGUGGGGGAGUAGCUGGAAUACGGGUACGAAGGGGGCGGCUACGACGGGGAGCGGAUGGGAUUUCUCAGCUACGGAUGGGGCGGCGGCUACCGAGGAGAAGAAAGAGGAGGAGGGCGGGGAUAAUCCGUGGAGUCUGAAUCGCGGCAAGCCGACGACGACUAAGAAGAAGAAGGGAGCCUUCAGCUUCGGCUUCGACGAGGAGGAGACCAAGGAGCCGGAACCCGAGCCGCCGAAGGAGGAGAAGAAGGAGGAGGACGAUGGGUUCAGCGGCUUCGUGUCUAAGAAGGAUAAGAAGAAGGGGAAGAAGGGCGCUGUAUUCGCCUUCGAAGAUCCCCCCGCCGAAGAGCCCGUCGUCGUCCCGGAACCGGAGGCGGCGCCGCCUCCUGCGGAGGACGACUGGGGCGCGAGCAGCUGGGGCGCGGCUACGACGAAGAAGAAGAAGGGGAAGAAGGGCGCUAUUGCUGAAGUCAUCCCCGAGCCAGUCGUGGAGGAGCCGCCCAAGGAGGAGCCUAAGGAGGAACCAGUCGUAGAAGAUACGUGGGGCGCUGUCGGGAAGAAGAAGAAGAAGGGGAAGAAUGUUAUUGAGGAGAUCCCCAAGGAGCCUGAACCCGAACCGGAGCCCGUGAAGGAGGAGGAGUCGUCGUGGGGUGGUGGCUGGGGCGCGGUGGGGAAGAAGGAUAAGAAGAAGGGCAAGGGCGUGGUGGAAGAGAAGGAGCCGACGCCUGAGCCGGUACCGGAACCUGAGCCGGAGAAGGUGGAGGAUGAUUCUUGGGGUGGUGGGUGGGGCGCGGCUACGACCAAGAAGGAUAAGAAGAAGGGGAAGAAGGGCGCGGUUGUCGAGGAAGUUAUCCCCGAACCGGAACCGGAACCUGUUCCUGAGCCGGAGCCGGAGAAGGUUGAGGACGACUCGUGGGGCGGUGGUUGGGGCGCGGCUACGAGUAAGAAGGAUAAGAAGAAGGGUAAGAAGGGUGCGGUUGUCGAGGAAGUCAAGCCUGAGCCCGAACCUGAACCUGUUCCUGAACCUGAGCCGGAGAAGGUAGAGGAUGACUCUUGGGGUGGUGGCUGGGGCGCCGCUACGACCAAGAAGGAUAAGAAGAAGAAGAAGGGCGCUAUUGAGGAAGUCAUCCCUGAACCUGAACCUAUACCCGAACCCGAGCCAGAGAAGGUCGUCGAAGAAGACGCCUUCGCGUCGUGGGCACCAGCUGCGACUAAGAAGAAGGGAAAGAAGGGUAGCAAGGUUGUCGAAGAGGUCAAAGAGGUCGUCAAGGAACCUACGCCCGAACCAGAGAAGGAGGAAGAGGCUUCUGGCUGGGGUGGGGGAUGGGGUACGACUACGACUAAGAAGGGCAAGAAGGAUAAGGCUAAAGAGCCGGAACCUGAGCCUAUAGUUGAGCCUGAUCCAAUCUCCAAGGCCUUCGAACCCGCGGGCGACGAUGACUGGAUGAGCUUCGGCAAGAAGGACAAGAAGGGUAGCAAGACAUCCAAGGCCCUAGUUGAAGUUAAGGUCGAAGAGCCGGCGCCACCUCCACCACCCGCCGCCCCCGAAGUCGGCGAUAUAGCUGCGGAAGACGAUUUCGGCGGCUGGGGCGCUGCUUCGAGUAAGAAGAAGAAGGGGAAGAAGGGCGCUGCUGCACCUAUUGUCGAGGAGGAGCCGAUCAAACCCGAUGUCGUCGAAGAGCCAAAGACAGAUGACAUCUGGGGUAGUGUCGGUGCCGGCAAGAAGGACAAGAAGAAGAAGGGUAGCAAGAGCGCUGCUGUCGAAGUUGUAGAGGUUGUUGAGGAGGUCGUCCCUGAAGCUGACCUUAUCGACCUUGACUUCGGGACUAAGGAUAAGGAGCCCGAGGAUGACUCUUGGGGCGGUGGCUGGGGGGCUGCUAUAAGCAAGAAGGAUAAGAAGAAGAAGGGUGGUCUUGAUGCGCCGCCGCCCGCGCCUACGCCCCCUUCGAUGGAUCUUACCGAGCCUGAGCCUGAGGCUGACGAUGGCUGGGGCGCCUUCGGCUCCUCGAAGAAGAAGGAGGAGCCUAAGAAGGAGGAGCCUGCUAAGCCAGCUAAGAAACUCUCCAAGUCUGAGCAGAAGAAGGCUGACAAGGAGGCUGCGAAAGCGAAGGAGAAGGCGGAGCAGGAUGAGCGCGAUGCUGCUGCUGAGGCUGAGCGGGUAGCUGCUGAGGAGGCGGAGAAGGCAGAGGCUGAUGCUGCCGCUGCCGCUGCUGAGGCUGAAGCCAAGGCCAAGGAGGAAGAGGAGGCUGCUGCUGCCGCUGCUGAGAAGGCCGCCGCUGCCAAGAAGCCGAAGCUUACCAAGAAGCAGCAGGAGAAGGCGGAUAAGGAGGCUGCUGCUGCUAAGAAGAAGGCGGAGAAGGAGGCGGAGAAGGAAGCAAAGGCCGCGGCGGAUGCUGCUGCAGAGGCAGAGGCGGAGGCUAAGCGGAUUGAAGAGGAGGAGGCGGCUGCGCAGGCGGCGAAGGAAGCGGAGGAGCAGGCGGCGAAGGAUAAGGAGAUCCAGGACGCGCUUGAUGCGAAGAAGGCCAAGGAGGAUGCGAAGAAGGCGAAGGAGGACGAGAAAAAGGCUAAAGAGGAGGAGAAAAAGGCUAAAGAGGAAGCCAAGCUCGCCGCCAAGAAGGGUGGAAAGUCGAAGACCAAGAAAGUCGUAGAACCGGAACCGGAACCAGAGCCAGAAGUUGUAGAAGACGUAGUUGACGACGAGGCGGCCGAGGCGCUAGAGAAGGAGCUCGCGGCCGAGACUACGGCAGGGGCCUUUAGCUUCUGGGGUGCUAGCAAGAAGACUAGCAAGGGUACUGAGGCUGCCAAAAAGGAGUCGGCUAAGGACGUCGCAAUUACGGGUGCUGACAAAGCAGGGAUUCUGGAAGGUGCCACCUUGAGAGACAGCAGCGCCGCGACGGGCAAGCUGGCAUCAUCUUCAUCAAUGAAAGCAUCGGCGCUGAGCAAGAAACCAGUAGGCGGAAAGAUUGCUGAUAGGUUACGCGCGUUUGAGACGGCCGAGGUUGCGCCGCCGCCGCCGCCACCGGAGGAGGAGCCUGCGCCCCCGCCAAAGGAUGAUAAGAAGAAGUCCAAGUCAUCGCGUAAGAAGGACGAGAUUAUCGAGGUCGAAGAUUCUCCGAAGAAAGCUGUACCUGGGAGCUUCCCUGUAGAUAUCAUCGACGACGAAAUCGUGGAGAUUAUUGAUAUGGCACCCCCGAAGAAAGAGAAGAAAUCAAAGAAGUCCAGUAAAGCGCCUGUAGAGGUCGUACCGCCGCCUCCACCCCCUCCUCCACCACCACCGCCGCCUGCGCAGGAACCUACACCACCGCCCGAGCCGAAGGAAGCAAAACCCGCGAAGAAGGAGCGCGCAAAGGUUGUGCGCGGUGAAAGCGGGUCGUGGGGUACGUGGGGUGCAGCAACUAAGAAGGACGAGAAGAAGUCGAGCAAAUCGAAGGAGGUGAAGCUCGAGGAUUCACCGCCCGCCGAGAAGAAGAAGCGAUCAUCGGAAGCGAAGGCGUCUAAGUCAAGGAAGACGGAGGAUAGAGGCUCUGGGACAGAGAAGUCCUCUGAUAAGGAAAAGUCUUUGAAGACGCCGAAGCCGAAGUCGAAGGGCCUGUCGAGCAUGUUCGCUUCUACUCCACCUAUCUCGAGGUCCAUGUCUACUCGCGAUAAGAGGUCGAGCAGCGGCGCGCGCACGAGUUCGCGUCGCCAGUCGCUGGAUACUGGGAUGAUGUCGCCGCCGCCAGAGAUGUCGUCUAAGGCGGCGAGGAUGCUUGGGGUUACACCUGGCAACUCGAGGAGCAAGUCGGAUCGGAAGAGCAAGUCACGAGAAGUAGAGGACGACGACAUCGUGAUGGUCGAUAAAGCCAGCGACGAAUCCGGCGGUCGCAAAAGAAAAUCAAAGGUACCUAGACAACCCGAUGAGGAAGCCGCUCCUCCACCGCCGCCCUUCGUUCCGAUGGCUCCCGGAAGCGAUGACCUACCUCAUAGGCCCAGGCACAAGAGAAGAUCCAUGACUGACCGAUCCAAUAAGCAGGCUGUUGAUGACGAUAUAGUCAUGGUGGAUGCGAACGGCCCCGCCGACGACCGCGAGGGCCGCAGCAGAGGACUCAAGCGCUCCGAAUCCUCGGCGAGGAAAUCCGGCUUCGGCGGCAUGUUUGGCGGGUUCCUGGGGAAGUCGACGAGCGCCAAGCCGGAAAGCAGACGACGCAGCUCGGUCCGUCCAGAUGAGGGCGGCGGCGAGUCACGACGACGCGAUAGCCAUAAGACGCGCUCGACCGACGACGCCGACGUCAUCAGCGCAGAUAACCCCGUGAUGAGCGGCGGCGCGUCGGAAGAAGACCACGAAGCGCGACGAGCUGCGCGACGAGCAAGGCGCGCUGAGCGCGAAGCCCAAGAGCGCGCAGCUGACGAGGCGAGGCGGGCUAAAGAUGAAGAGCGCCGCGAGCGUCGCCGCAAGGCUGAUGAGGCUGAUGAAGCGCGUAGGCAGGAGGAGCGCGAGGCGAGACGCGCGGCGAGACGCGAGCAGAGAGCUGCGGAGGAGAGGGGUGGUGAGCGCGCUGAGCGACACCGUCUGAGGAGGGAGGAGCGCGCGACGUCGGAGAGGUAUAAUAAUGAUACUGAUGUGCCUCACGCGAAGCGAUCGGAACGCCGUAGGUCGACUAUGGAUGGGGUUCCUACCGAUGAUGAGGAGCGCCGGCGUAGGCACGCUGAACGACGCGCCGCGAAGGAGGGCGGGGCGACGCCGAAGCUGAGUCGUCGCGCUACCGAACCACCGGAUGCGUACUUCGAGCCGCGCAGCGGGGAGAAGUCCCGCCAUGCUACGGAUGACGAGAGGCGCCCGCACAAGAGCUCGCGACGCAAGGGGGAGAAGAAGCCAGGCUGGCCGCACUCCGGGACCGAUAGCUGGGUGAAGGAGCACAGCGACGCGCCGCCGCCUCCUGAGGACGAGGAGCCCGACCACGAUGAGAAGGUCGAUGAUCCCAUCUCUGACGAGGUGGAGCGCAAGAAGACGCGUCGCUCGAGCCGGUACGAUGACCUUACCCCUGAAGAAGCGGAGGCGAAGCGCCGGCGUAGGGAGACUAGGCGUGCAGAGCGCGCGGAGAGGGAGAAGGGACGGAGUCAGCCUAGUAGUGCGGGGGAUGAGAGGAGGUACGGCCCUGAUCCGAGGGGGGGGAGGAGCGAGAGGGAGAGGGAGAGGCCGAGGGAGGUUAGUGGGGGGAGUUGGUGGAAGAAGAUUACGCAGGCUGUGUGAGGGGGGGGAGUCACCGGAUGGCUUCGGGGGGAUUAUGACGUCUUUGUGAGAGGUCGUUUAAUGGCAUUUUAUUGCGGCUGGAAGGGGUUGGUUUGAUGAGGAGCAACUGGGUUUGGGGGAACUUUUUUAGAUACCUUGUGAGCGUUUUUUUUGAGCGGUUUGGAGCUUUUGGGAUGUUUGGAAGGGGG